CAGAUCAUGUUUUGCACUUUGAACACUCAUAAAGUUGAUAUGGACAAGCUCUUAGAUGCACAAAUUGGCCUUGAAGAUUUCAUAUUUGCCCACGUAAAAGGACAACGAAAAGAAAUAGAAAUUCUUAAAACCGAUGAUGUGCUUGGGCUUACCAUUACAGACAAUGGAACCGGCUGUGCGUUUAUAAAGCGAAUCAAAGAAGGUAGCCUUACAGACCAAACCAAAAUGAUCUGCGUGGGUGAUCACAUACAGGCUAUAAAUGGAAAAAACGUGUCAGAUUGUCGGCAUUAUGAAGUUGCCAAAAUGCUAAAAGAUCUGGAGAAAGGUCAGAUGUUUAAGCUGGAGUUGGUAGAGCCUAUGAAAGCGUUUGAAAACCUGGAACCAAGGCCCAAAGGUGGAACUCUGCCAGAUGUUAAUAUCUCCAGAGGGAGGGGAACACUUCGGCUGAGAACCAAAGGCCCUGCUACUGUGGAGGAAAUGCCAAGUGAAGUUGAAAAAAAAGCAAUUGAAAAAGUGGAUGAGCUUCUUGAAACAUACAUGGGGAUAAGAGAUACUGAAUUAGCUGCAACAAUGGUGGAAACUGGAAGAGACAAGAAAAACCCAGAUGAAUUUGCAGUGGCAUUGGAUGAAAUUCUUGGAGACUUUGCGUUUCCAGAUGAGUUUGUCUUUGAUGUAUGGGGAGCAAUAGGUGAUGCUAAGCAAGGACGACUGGAAUGA
Pelecanus crispus (Dalmatian pelican) is the source of this 717-nucleotide messenger RNA. The record is from RefSeq and is a predicted model, not a curated record. NCBI's taxonomy places the organism in Eukaryota, Metazoa, Chordata, Aves, Pelecaniformes, Pelecanidae.